GAGAACAGGCAGGAGUCUGGGCUUCAGUCCUAAACCAUCUGAGUCACUGGUUUCUGGGGGUCUUUAAAAGAAGCAGAGGGAAAACAACAGAGCAGGCAACAUCAGGACACCUGACUGAUCUACGUCAGAAACCGCUCAGGCCCCAGGAGAUGUUUUCCCUCCUGUUCCUGUCAGUGGCGGGGCUGGGCUGGGUGGCCCUUGGAAGUCCAGCAGAUGGUGGAGGGGCAGCCCCAGCCCAGGGGAUCCCUCUCUUCAGCGUCAUCCACCAGACAGCCUGGGAGGAGCCCAACAACCUCACCGGCUCAUCCUGUGAGAAGAUGAAGCAGACACCUGUGACCGCCUUGUUUUUGAGUGACAGACGGCUUGAAGCCUGGCCCCAGUGCCUGCCGAGAGCCCUGGAGAUCCUCCACCUGGGCAACAACCACCUGAGGGAAGUGCCCGACCAGGCGCUGAGCGCCCUGCCCAACCUCCACGUCCUCACCCUGAGCCACAACGACAUCCGGGAGGUGCGGUGGGGAGCACCCUCCUCUGAGAGCCUGGAAACCCUGGACCUGAGCUACAACAGGCUGCCGGCAGUCCCGGCCUGCCCAGCGACCCAGCUGCAGAGCCUCAAGUGGCUCUCCCUCGCGGGAAACCCCAUCUGGGAAAUCCAGCCCCUGGCUUUCUCUUGCUUUCCCCAGCUCCGCGUCUUGAACCUGUCUUCCACCCUGCUGGGAAACGGGACAUGGGCGGGAGUGAGUGACAGGGCCUUUGCUCUGAGCGUGUUAACUCCAUCUGGUCAGCCCACCCCAAUGGACACGCUGGACGUGCUGGAUUUGAGCAGAACCUUCCUUGAGGAGAUCCAGCCAGGAUGGAUUGAAGCCCUACCAAACCUCACCUCUCUCUACCUUCGGGAGAUGAUCAGACUGAGCCACCUGGACCAGGACAUAUUCAAGUCAGUGCCUCACCUAAGAGAGCUGGAUUGUCAACGCUCCCAAGCCCUGAGUUCAGUGAGAACGGAAAUAUUUGAAAAUGCAGCUCAUCUGAAGAUCCUCCGGUUUCAAAACUGCAACCUGAGCUCUUUCUCACGCUGGACACUCGCCUCCUCCCCAAACAUUUCCAUUAACCUCUUUGGCAACCCUUUAAUCUGCAGCUGUGAACUUUCAUGGCUCCUUUCGGACAUGGAGAGGAUUGUCUUGCACAGGGCAACAGACACCAUUUGCCACCCAGCUGCAGAAUCCUCAGGAACCUUUUCCUCCCAUCUUUCCCUCUCCCAGCUGCACGCCUCCUGCCAAGAUGAAGGAAACGCCUCCGUCAUGGUUACGAACCCUCCGUUCUUGAGAAAAGUCGCCCCGCUCACCUCCACUAACAAACCAGUGGCCGGGACAGUCACGGCAGGUUCUCCGAGGGACCCCAAGAGGGGCUUCUCGCUCCCCAAGUCCAUGCCAACCUCAGCUCUGCCAACGGCAGGGCAUCAGAACCCCCAAGAGACAACACCCCUCCCCAGCAAGGCAGGAAAGAUCAUUACCUCAACGCCUGCGGGAACAGGUGGAACUAAAGCUCCAGAUUCUCCCACAGUCCCUGGCACGUUUCCUGGAAAAAGCAGCUUGGCUCAGAUGAGCCUUAGGCUAGAGAAUGCCACUGAGGCAAACUCCCUCUACAAAUUUUCCCAAAGCCCCACAACCUCAGCCGCCACUACGGGCUCGGCCCCGAUUCCCAGAAAACCUUCCAGAGGCCCGCCUGUGCCAACCAGCCCAGAAAGCACGACUCAAUCCCAGUUUGGCCCCCAGGCCCCUUCAGAGACCUCCAGGCCAAGUCCUUCAGAUGUAAUAUGGAUCUACAAUGACUCCAGUGAUGAAGAGGAGGAGGAGGAGGAGGAGGAGGAGAAGGAGGAGCUCGUGGGGCAGCCAAAGUUUGUCCCUUGCGAUUAUCACCCUUGUAGACACCUCCAGAGACCCUGUGUAGAACUGCAGCGAACGUCCCAGUGCCAGUGUCCCGGCGUCAGCGGAGAAAACACCAUCCCUGACCCCCCCCGGCUCGCGGAGGUGUCCGAGGUGACGGACACAUCUGCUCUUGUCCACUGGUGCGCCCCCAAUUCCGUCGUGCAGACUUACCAGCUCUCCUACCACCCAGAAGGCAGUGAGGAGAACCACACCAGGGUAAGGGAGAUCUAUGCUACUGCCAGAGAGCAUCCCCUGUACCAACUGUCCCCAGGCACCGCUUACCGCGUAUGUGUGCUGGCAUCCAACAAGGCAGGCCUGAGCCAAACGAGCGCCAGCAAACUGAAGACACCCUGCGCCACCUUCACAACCAAGCCGAACCACCUCUUCAUCUUUGCAGCCUUGUCCGUCACCAGCGGGCUGCUUCUCCUCACCACCUUGCUACUGUCUGCAUUUCUGGUCAAGAAGUGUCGAAGGCCUCAGAUGGAGCAGUACGAUACCCAUCUGGUUUCUUACAAGAACCCAGCAUUCGACUACCCGUUGAAACUGCAGGGCUUGAAUUAGGCAGAAUAGGAAUGUCAGUCACCAAGAGUCUCUUCUGAAGACUCAAUCCGGAAAGUUGACAAGUUUUUGGUGCCAGACCCGAAGCUGACCAGGGCUAAACUUGGGCCACCACAAACUCCCCUUCCUCCUGUCGCUCAGUUUCUCUCCCCACGUAUUUUGGGCCACCAACAAACUCAGCGUGUCUGGCACAUUCUGAGUCAGGAACGGAGCGGUGAGCCAAUUCAUCUUCCAGCCCCCUUGCUUCCAUCUCUCUAAAUAUGGGUGAUUUUCUGUAUUCUAUUUGACAAAAUAUUUAGAGAUUUCAGAGGUAGGCACCACCUCUAUAUCCAAAAGAAGAGGUGUUGAGGGACAAGAACUCCCUAGUCAUAGAUCAGCCUUCUGCUAAAUGUUAUCUAGGUCACUCUGAGGCCAAAAACAUUUUCAAGUCAGAUUGCUCUUAUCUCAGGACACCUCUUAGAUGCACUUACAAGCUAUCAGUGGUAUUUGUUGAGCACUUACUAUGUGCAGAGCACUGUACUAAGCGCUUGGGAGAGUAUAAUACAACAGAAGUAGCAGUCAUUUUCCCUGCCCACCGAACCCAUGAUUGUCCCAGAAAUCUGAACCGGUCUUCUACUCCCCAGUUAGGCUGCUGGGCAUGAAGCUGAUCAUUCCUGCUUCUGCGGACCAAGAUUUCCAAAUUUCUCUGUAUGACCAUUCCCUAGGCUGAAAUGUGCUUAAUUCUCCACAGAAAUCCACAGAAAGGGAACCUUUCAGGCCCAAGAGCAUCAUUCAAAAGAUCAACCAGAAGGUCGCCUUUCACUGUCUUCCCUUAAGGCACUGAGCUUGGGAAAGUUAAUAUCGACUGCUGUUUCAACUAAGAUUUUAGAAAGGUCUGGCUAGUAAUGGAAAGGUGAGCAACAGCUGAUUAGAAUCAUUUCUACAGAAAUGUGGGUAUGGUGCCAUAUUUGAACUGGUGAUUUUAGAGGUUUUCAAACAGUUAAUAUUCUAGGCAAAUAAUACCCUUUCCUCUGUCCUCCUCAUUAAUGAAACAAAAGUUUCUGAUUUGAGUUUGCUAGUCUUCUUCCAGAGACUAGCUUCCUUACUUUUCUGGAAGGAUGGACUUGAGUGAAGACACUGUAUAAAAUGCUUUCAAGAGUUACGCUCUUCAACAGCUUAUUUUAACUGUGAAAGUAAAGUUUGUUUUCUCAA
Messenger RNA from Tachyglossus aculeatus (Australian echidna), 3671 nucleotides. RefSeq names its product leucine rich repeat neuronal 4 (gene LRRN4). The record is from RefSeq and is a predicted model, not a curated record. Bases 150 to 2483 code for a protein of 777 amino acids. The transcript is spliced from 5 exons. Gene Ontology annotation, molecular function: protein binding. NCBI's taxonomy places the organism in Eukaryota, Metazoa, Chordata, Mammalia, Monotremata, Tachyglossidae.